AGACUCACUCUUAUAACUGCUUCACCUCUUCAUCGUCUUAGCUCCGUACCCCUCAGGACCAAAACUCAAGCAUUUACUGCUUUGCAGAGUCCCAUUCCUGAAAAGAGAAUUUCAGACAGUUGGUAAGCUUAGUAAUUCAAAAUUUUAAAGUAAAUUUAUAUUACAAAACAACUGCUUUAUAUGCAUUAUUUCUCCAUGGAACGGCUCAGCAAUAAAACAUAACCUGUUUGACAGCAACUAAGAAGUUGACAUUAGCCAGAAAUCAGUUGCUAACAUAAAAUCAUUGUCCUUCCAGAUCAUUGUUUCUCCCUUUUCCCUGAACCUCCCAGCUCCUCUAAGGUUCAUGUCAUCAGAUUAUACCAUCCAUUAUCCCUCAGUUGUUCAUGUCAUUCACAGACCUCAAAAGAUACUCCCCUAGUAUUUUAAUCCUUAGAGUUUAACAAACGUCUCAAUACCUCUUUCCUCACUACUGUUAGAAUUCUUAGUAAUUCCAAUACCCACUGAACAAUCUUUCCAAUUCUCGGGACUCUCAAUUUCUUGAUCGCCUGACUUCCAAUGAUGUUUUUCUUCCACCUGACCUAGCUGCCAUUUCCCAUGGUUACAUCCUAGAACUGGCCCAUCAUCAAUAACUGAAACUUCUCCGGAGUUUCCAUUUCAAACAUCCCAUUCUCUACUCACCAACUCCUCCAUUUUCUGCUUACUUCCCUCUCAUAUCCUUUCCGACAAUUCUUUAACUCCACUGGGUUCUCCAGCCUAUUGCUCCUGCUGACUUUUCACUCUGCAUUGCAGUCCCCCCUGCCUCCGUGGUAGUGAGACAGGGCAGCAAGCCUCACUUCCUUGCCCACCCAGCUUAGUUUCCACAGUCCAAUGUUAUAAAUCACUUCCUUGUAAACACUCUCAAUUCCCUUGCUGCAGUCUCUCUCCAUCAUACUUGUCUAGUAAUACCCUAGUCCUACUUAAAUACAACUCUCAGCCCACUCUGUGCCUGCACAUGACCAGAAAAAAUACACAAUCAUGCUGACUGGCAUCUCUUUGAAUUCAUGACCAUAAACCUCUGGAACUCUGGGUUUGUGUGAACCUGAGAGUGGGGCCUCCUUAAAAUUUUGCUCCCUAGGUGCCUCUCUAGUCUCACCCUCCCCCGACCCUGGUAGAUGCCAUAGUGCACCAUUCAGCUCUCCCCUUCUGAAAUCAGGCAAGGUGAAACUAUAUUUGUUGAUCUCCCAGUCUUCAGAUGUGGGCACCCCAGGGAAGAGGGUGUGACUUUGAGCAAGGCAGCUCUUAGCUAAGGGCAAGCCUGAGAAAGACUCAGCUAAACUCAGCUAGCCCUUCCUCUCCCCUCUGUCUGGCAUGUUCUUUUCCUAGGUUUCCAAGGGACUCAUCCUCACUUCCCUGAUGCCCAUGCUCAAGCACCUCAUUGCUGGAGAAGUCCUCUCCGACCAUGGUACACAAACUAAACUCUAUCCCUCAAUAUUCUCUCCUGUUACUCUGCUUUAUUUUUCUUCAUAACAUUUAGCAACACCUGACAUUAGAUAGUUCUAACGUUAGCUGCUUCUUUUGGCCUUCCUCUGCUAGAGUGUGUGUUCCAUGAGCACAGAGUUCUGGUUUGCUUAUGUUUAUAUCCCCAGUGUCCAGAACAAUGCCUGGUAUACAGUAGGUACUCCAUAUAUACUUGUUAAAUGCACAAAUGAAAAUACCUUGAAUUCAUAGUAGUCAACUCAUAGAAGACAGAGUGGUUUAGUAGAAGGAUCUUAGAGCGCUGAGACUGAUUUUUUUAAACAACUUCAGUGGUGUAAAACUGACAUACCAUAAACUGCACAUAUUUAUAAUAUAAACUCAAUGUUUUGACAUAUGUAUACACACAUGAAACCAUUACAAUAAUUCAGAUAAUGAACAAAUGCUUCCUCCCCACUUUUGUAAUCCCUUUUGUAAAUGGCAGGGAGGUACUGGGGAUGGAUGGAUUUAAUGUGCUCAUUAAGGACCUCCCAUUGUCUUUCUCAGCACAGGGACAUGCUGCUGCCCUUUCCCUUUCUUUCUUCCUUUCCCCCUCCCUCCCUCCCUUCCUCCCUUCCUUCCUUCCUUCCUUCCUUCCUGCCUUCCUUCCUUUCUUGAAUGUAACUGACACAUAACACUGUCAAGUUUGAGGCAUAAGUUUGAGGUGCACAAGUGUUACUUUGAUACAUUUAUAUAUUGCAAUAUGAUUACUACAGUAGCAUUAGCUAACAUCUCUAUCGCAUCACAUAAUUACCAUUUCUUUUUUGUGUUGAGAACAGUUAAGAUUUAGUCUCUUAGCAACUUUGAAGUUUACAGUACGUUAUUGUUAACUAUAAUCACUAUGUGGUACAUUAGAUUCCCAGAACUUCUUAUCUACUAGUUUUAAGUUUCUACCCUUAAACAACAUGUCCCCAAUCCCUCCACACCAGCCGACAGCAGAACCAAUCACUUUGUACUGAAACAACAAUAAGAACAACAAAUAAAGGUGAAAAAGAAAAAAUAAAACUGGUCAGGAUCCCCAAGUUUAAAAGAAUCAUUUCACUAUGUCAAUAAUUUCUAUACAGCUUCAUAAAGUUUUUAUCUAGAAAAGAAUUUUUAAUAGAAAAGGGGAGCAUUCUACACAUCACCUUGAAACCCAUGUUACAGUAGCAUUUUGACCCGCUUGGCAUAGCUUUCUUCCACUCUCUUCUUUUUUUUCAGUCUUUGCAAUACCUGUACCUGCCAGUCUCCAGGUGCCCCUAGUUACAGGUCAGCUCCACACAGAAGGGGAGGAGCUACUUCCCGGGGUCUGUUCCCAGAAUCACAGCCCCACAUCCCAGCGACAAACAGUGCUGCCCACCCGGGGACCAAAGAGGACCCUGCCCACUUUGUUGUGUGCCAUGUGAGUGCUCAGUCCAACAGGAUGGCUGGUGGACAGGUGAAAUGUUUGUCUGUGAUUGGAUUCAGUCUUAUCUGCCUUAAAAUUGUUGCUUCAACAAAAACAGCUCCCAAAAUACCCACUAUCGAUCAGGCGUAUUCAAAACUCAGCAACAGUAUCACUGUGGAAUGGGCUACAGUGCCAGGGGCCACCGGUUACCUCCUCACGGCCAGAGACGGGAACGCUGUCAUUGAAACCGUGGUGGCCAGUUCCCCAGGCACUGUGACGGGCCUGAAGGCUGCAACCUUGUACCAAAUCACCAUCAGAUCCAUCAGUCCUGCUGGGAGAAGCCAGGCAUCGCCUCCAAAGCAGGCAAAGACAGUGCUGGCUGCACCAAUUCUACAAGUAAGCUCUCCAAGUCCAGACUCUAUUCUUGUGCAGUGGGAAACCGUAUAUAUGGCAACUGGAUUUUCUGUGUCCAUUAUGCGAGCUAAUGGUUUGGGGAGAAUAUGGAAAGAAAAUACCACCAACACCUCCUUGACAUUCACCAGUUUAGACGCUGGGACUCUCUACACCAUAAAGGCCUAUGCGUGGAAUGCCAGCGGAACACCUGGGGAUGACUCCACCUGCAAUCAGAGAACAGGUCCUCGUGCUCCUGCCAACAUUCAAGUCUCUUUUGAUAGUGGUUCUCUGAAGGCAUAUGUUUCAUGGGCACCGACAGAAGGAGCUUUCAACUAUACCGUGAUGGCUUUGAGUGACUCUUCCAGGCUGAGCUGUAGUACGACUUUCAGUUCCUGCACCAUCUCCUCUCUCCAGUGUGGAACCGAGUACCUGAUAUCAGUUUUAGCAGCUAAUGAUGCCGGAUCUAGCAGAUCAAUUUCAGCAGUGGCCCUGAGAACUGUUGCUUGUGCACCUGGAAGGGUGACAAUCCAAGAAGAUCCCCCUGGCCACCUGUCUGUGGUUUGGUCCAGCGUGCAUCUGGGUGAUUACUAUGUGGCCUUUGUGAAGAAUGACGAUGGCUUGGAAGUACACUGCAACACCUCCCUCACCCAGUGCAAUUUCUUAUCUGAGUGUGGCUUCACUUACUUUAUUAGUGUUUUUGCCUAUAACAAGGCAGGACAGAGUCCUUUGGGUGAUGUGUUUAAUUAUACCACAGCCCCCUGUUGUCCUGGUGACAUUAACCCUGUGUUGGUGUCCAGUGACAGAGUAGAGAUCGUCUGGUCUCCUGUCCGUGGUGCCGAACUUUAUGAAACCAAGGCUGUAGAUGGGUUCAGCGUGGUUGAAUGCAAUGACACUGUUCCGGCUUGCACCCUUUCUGCUCUAGAGUGUGACACCAAGUACAACAUCACGGUGUAUUCCUUCAGUGAAGUCCGGGGCAGCAAUACAUCGUGUACUUCCCGAUUUAUAACCACAGCUCCUUGCAGUCCUGAAAUCAAAAAUGUUUCGAAGGAUGCCUUUUCCAUGAUUAACGUGUACUGGCGAUCCACUAAUGAUGAGGCCACUUACACGGUGACUGCCCAGGGAGAGAAAGGGCUGCACCGGUGCAGCAGCACGGGAGAGUCCUGCACCUUGUGGGGCUUGCCCUGCGGCUCAGUGUUCUCCGUCACUGCUGUGGCUGAAACACCAGCAGGACGGAGCCUGCCCAGCUACAGUGUGCCCUUAGAAACGGUGCCGUGCUGCCCAGCCAGUCUGACAGUAACUCAGGUCACACAAUCGGUAAUCAACGUGAGCUGGACUGUUGGGACCGGCGCCCAAACCUAUGUGACAGCUCUGGAGUCACACACUGGACAGUCUAAGUGUCACACCCGUCAAAACCACUGCCUCCUGGGAUGCAUCACAUGCGGCAUCAAUUACACAGUGGCAUUAAAAGCAAUUAGUGCCACUGGGUUGACUGCGGACUGUGGCUACCAAAGUUAUUCCUCGAGUUCCUGCUGCCCUUUGGGGGUGAAAUUAUAUAGGCUGGUCCCUAAUGGUAUCCGGAUCUACUGGCAGGCCUCCAGGGGCUCUGCCAAUUACAGCACUGACCUCUAUGGUUCCAAAGGCAUUUUCACGUGUGCCCCAAGCGCUGGUCUCAGUUUCUGUGAUAUCACCGAGAUACCCUGCGGGGAUGUAUAUACCGUGAUGGUCUCCCCCGUUGCUGAGACAGGACUGAAGCUUACUUUCUGUCCAAAAAAAAUAUAUUCAGUAACCUGUUCUGGAAGUACACUUGGAAUGGUGAUUUACAGAGGGAAGAGAAAUGCGGUGUGACAUAGUGAACCAUGGAUAAAAAAAGAGACUUGACUAGUGAGUAAUUUAAAUUGAAAUGGUAUGAUUCAAAGGCAAAGUUUUUUUUUUUUGCUUUGCUUUAAAAAAAUUCUUCCCAUAUCUUUUUCAGAGUUUCCUCAAUUGUUAGUGUGAUUAGAGAUGGAAAAGAUCUAUUAGAAUGCAAAAUGCCUCUAGGAUAGGACAAGCCCUUUUGGCCUUUAGAGAACCACUCUAGCUCCGUUUCCUGCAGGAAGGUGUGACCUCACCUGCACAGGAGUUCAAGAUCGGCUGCGGAGAGAACUCAGUAGAGAAAUGAAUCCAGAAAGUCCUCUGGAAGGCUGCCAGAGUGAGCCAGCACACUGGGAAAGUCCUGGAAAUGUGAAAGUUCUGCUUAGCAGAAAUUCUUUAUUUCACAUUCAGACAUACUAUGGACUUCAGCACACCCACUUCAUAAGCAUUUCAUCGACCCCAGCACUUGCCGUGUGGCCCUCUAGCCAUUCAAGGGUUGGACACGUCCACCCUCAGAGAAGUCGAAAUCAAGCCACCACACAUAGACAGCGCUCACCCAAGACGAGCCUCCACCAGGACUUUGGCCAAAGUUGGAUAGCAGCAGCUGCCAGGGCCACCUGUAGUAACAAACACCCUCAGCUCAAGUUAGGAGGAAGCUGAGCCACUUGCAGCCUUCACCAAGCCAAAGCAUCGUGUGAUGAGACCUGUGUGUCUGGGAAAGCAGAGCUGUUGGCCUGUUGCUGGAAGGACUGUGGUCAUGUUUUUGAAUGAGCAAAGAUUUCAUAUGGAGGGACAGCCAGGACCAGAGCCUCAAAUGGUGGCAGAGUGACAUAGGGAAGGACCAUCAGUCUUGCUGGCUGUAGCCCCUGCUUACACUCUAACUGCUUUUUUUUUUAAUCUUUGGAGAGAAAAGGCAAUGAUAUAUAAUAUAAAUCUGUUGUACCUAAAAUAAUUUUGUCCUUCAAGUGCCAGUAACCUUAGUAAAAGAUAGUGCGAGUAGGACUUGUGUAAUACACACGUAACUAAAGUGUUUACUCCCCAGAAGCAUAGCUGUGGAACUAAGAACGUCUGUUGUUAGGAACAGCCAUAAAACUCUGCCCAGAGGGAACUGGAGUGUGGAAUUAGCCUUGAGGUACACUAGGAGGGAGCAGCAAACUUCCUUUUCUAUGUCUGCUUUCCCUUUCUGUGUAAGACUGAUGAGAGAUACUCCCCAGAGCAACUGCACUUGAAAAGGACAUAGACGAAGACACGGAUCCCGAAAAAUGGAAUUUGCUGUAUCAGAGAGCACACACAGAGGAGGGCCAAGUUUUAGUUCACUUUUGUUCCUAAAUACCAGUGUCUGAACCGGAGUCAGGCUAGGUGUAUCGACAUCAAUUGGGGAACCCAUUACUUAAUAUAGAUUUCCGGGUACCACCCAUGGAAUUUCUAACCCAGCAGGUUUGGGACCAGGCCUGGGAAUGUAUAUUUUUAACAAACUCACCAAGUGAUUCUGACAUGCAGCCGGGUUUGGGAACCUUAAAAGGCUUGCCUUGGUGAGUUCUUCCUUGAAGCAACAUUUCAAUGAUGGGAAGCUGAGACGUGUUAAAAGAUAAACUGAGGCAUAUUAAAAAUUUUAAGAGUUUAUUUGAGCAGAAAUUGAUUCAAAUUCAGCAGCACCAAAACAGAAAUGGUUAGGAGCGCCCCACUGACAGGUGCUGGGGGCGGGUGUUGGUGGUGAUGGGGCUUUUAUUGAGAAGAGGCAGAAGCAAAGCAAGGAUAUUAUUUGAUUAGCUCUAAAGCUAUGGCCAAUAGCUAUAUAGCUAUAGUGGUUGCCUUAUUUGGGAAACCCUAGUUGGCUGUUUGUGAUUGGUUGUCCUUAGAUUUUGAUUUCUUAACCUCGAGACCCUUACAGACUUAGGUUUUUGUUUGCUUAGGAAGGCCGCUAAGGUAUGAGAACGACCUCAGUCUAAUGGCCUCCUUGUUUAAUUAACUUAACAGAAGAUAGAGGGCUGUGGCAUGUGAGGAAAGAUUGGUGAGUAGAUCUGGAGGGUUCAGAGUGGGUCCAUGCCCUGUGAGGUCAACCAUGAACUGAGGCAGCGUUCUGGGCUGUGGUUCAGAGCCCAUGUGAGACUGCGUGCUGAGCCCGGUUGCUGGCAGGGUGUGCCCUCUGAAAAGAGUUGUGUCCAUGGCUGACUGGAACAGCCAAAGAGCCGAGGGCAAAGGCCAAAUGGAAGGCCAGGAUCCCUGGUUCUAGGACACUAGGGGGCUGGGACCAGUACACUCAUACCCUAUAAAUACCAGAACACAGAAAAUGAAAUGGCCUGUCUACUUAGCUAGGCAUCUAAGUCUGGGGUGCUUUGGUCAGAAUUCUGCAGAAGACAAUGUUGUCCCCACUGAGUGAACAUAAAAUCAAAACAUGGACGUAGCACAUACUACAUGCUUCUAAGUGCUUUUCGCAUACUCAUUUCGUUCUCAUAAAAACCCUGUGAGCUAGAUAAUAAUAUUAUUCCUUUCUACAUUUAACAAAAAUGAGACCCAGAAAGGUCAAGGAAUUCAUCCAUGUUCUCACAGCUAACCAGUUGAAACACAAAUUAUCAGGGGGCCAUUGAUCAGACCUGCUAGUCCAUGAUAUUUUUACGGAAAAUAUUUCUCUGGGUUAUCAUGAUUAAGUGAUAAAUUAUUAGAGGAGAAGACCUGGGAAUAAGAUGGUGAGAGAGUGAACUGCCCUAACUCAAGAGAUUUUACAUUCAGCCCUCAAUCAUUGUAGCAGUUUAUCAGCUCUACAAAUUAUGCAAAGCAGACUUUUCAUCUCUGACAAGCAUUGGUGGAUUUUACCUUCCAUUCUGCUGUGUCGUGUUCAGGGAAUUCAAAUUCCUGUUCAAUCUGUUCAGGCAAACCAACUAAAGGAGACUAGAGAGACAGCUCAGGGAGGUUAUGUGAAACUAGGGGAGCAAGUGAGCUUAGGCAAUGUGGUACAAUGGAAAGGGCAAUGGUUUUGGAGCCAUCUUGAGGUCUUACGUGAUUUAACUUCUCUGAAUCUGUUUUCACAUCUGUAAAAUGGCAAUAAAGAUUAUCAUCUUGUUGGGUUGUUGUGAAGUUUGAGAUAUUAUACUCUAUUCAACAAAUAAAUGCAAUGACACUGGAGUGUUUCAAGUCACACUACUAAUUAAAGGCAAAGCCAGGGUUUGUGGACCCAUGUCUAUAUGCUGCUAACACCCAACAUUUGCUCCGCUAUUUCACACUGCCACCUUGGAAUCUGGCCUUCAGGGGCAUGAGUCACAGCUAUACCCCAUGUGACCCAAGUCAAACUUCCAACCCAGAAAGGCCUAUGUUAUCCCAUGGCACCUGGUCAUUCUCCUCAAGGGUAGAGGAUGCAGGCACUUCCACCCACAUCACUCUUCUGUCUUGGUUUGACCCUCUAGGGCAAAGAGCUCCAUUUUAGAAGGGUGAGUCUGUACCUUGUCUUUUUCUUAUCCCUGGGGCCUCAACCUGGGUAUACUAAGUAGAAUCUGAUUUAAAACUGAAAAGGGAGAGGAAUGUAAUGUGUGCAUUUGUUUAAAAUUCUGACCACCUAAGUGCAUUCAAAAUACGUUUGAAACAGGCCAGAGCUCCAGCUUGGCCCAUACAAGACUUGCAUGGAAAAACCAUUCAUGCCAUAGGUUUUGCUUGAACCCAUUUUAUGGCUGUUUUUAUUCUUCAUUCUCCUUCUCUCUCCUAAAAAGCUAAAAAGCAAAAAUUGCCAGUUAUCCCACAGACUGCCUUAUUGCUUUCUGUGUAGCUCGAGCCUGAUUUCUUGUUCCCACUGCACCACUAGCUGUGCAUCCUUGGCAAGUUACUUAACUUCACUAAGCCUUAGGUUCCUUGUCUGUAAGGGUUGCUUUGAGGAUCAAUGAGAUAAUCCACUUAGCAUGGUGCCUGGCAUAUAGUAAGCCCUCAGUAAAUGUUAGCCAUUGUUAUUACUAGUAGUGACUAACCAUUUGUGCUUCCCUAUGUGACCAACUUGAACCAUUGGUUCUUUGCAAAUGGGUGUGGGAAAGUCUACUUUCCACCAGUAUACGAUGGUUAUGUUACAGUUGGGGGGGGGCGGUUCUCAGCAACUAAACUCUUUUAAUUCAUGAUUGACUACUUGUUUUUGUUUUUAUCAAGCAGCUUGCGGCAUCUUAGUUCCCGGACCAGGGAUUGAACCCACUCCCUCAGCAGUGGAAGUGGGGAGUCCGGGAAUGGACCGGCCGGGAAUUCCCCUAUGAUUGCUUUGAUUUCAAGUCUCAAAAGAACCAUCUCAGGAAAUAGAUCUCUGCCUAAACUUUCUAAGUCUGAGCUCCAAUCACCUCCUUUGUGAAUCAGCAAUAAUUCCCUUCUUUUAAAUCCUAAAACAUUGAUAGCCCCUCCCACAUAAAUUUAUGUUUGUUGAAUAAUUAUUAUUUUAUUGGUUCAUUUAUGUAUAUUGUCACCAUUAAGGCAUUCGCUACUUCAACCAGUUUUUGACUACCUUCGGCACGCCAGGAAUUGAGCUAAUUAGAUUUUAAAUUCUUCAUUAGUGGGUCUCCUUUUUUUGACUUUCCUGAAAGUCCUGCAGAGUUCUGGUCACAGUGGACGGCACCUCAUAGUUCUAUACAAUGAUUAUGUCCUUGAAAAGUGAAUAAAAUAAACUUUUUGGAGGCUAAAUUUUCUAAUCGGUAGCUGACUGAGUGAAGAGUCUAUUACAAACCGCUUCGCAAAGAACUCUUUUGUAAAGCGAAGGAUCCCUUCCUUUUUCAUGAAUCGUAUGUGUGAAUUCGGGAUUUCUUAAGAUGGUAUUAGCUCACAACCCGUCGGUACGCUUUCGCUUUCUGACGUCCCAGGACGUCGAAAUUCGGUUGACAGCCUCCCGCUAGAGGGCGCGCAACUGCCCACGGAGAUUCCACCCGCACU
Messenger RNA from Aethalodelphis obliquidens (Pacific white-sided dolphin), 9991 nucleotides. It is a transcript of the gene FNDC7, whose product is annotated as fibronectin type III domain containing 7. The transcript is spliced from 12 exons. The record is from RefSeq and is a predicted model, not a curated record. The coding region runs from base 2894 to 5095 and encodes 733 amino acids. Lineage: Eukaryota; Metazoa; Chordata; Mammalia; Artiodactyla; Delphinidae. Gene Ontology annotation, molecular function: protein binding.